Arachis stenosperma is the source of this 801-nucleotide messenger RNA. RefSeq lists its product as uncharacterized. The transcript has a single exon. The record is from RefSeq and is a predicted model, not a curated record. Lineage: Eukaryota; Viridiplantae; Streptophyta; Magnoliopsida; Fabales; Fabaceae. The coding region runs from base 1 to 801 and encodes 266 amino acids.
AUGGAAACCCUUCCAGCAUUCCCUUUUCCUCAUACAUUCUUUGAUUCCGAUGAAUUUGCACCACUUCCUGAAAAAUGCCAUCAUGAUUUAACAUUCAAUUUCAAAGUCAAUCAUGACGCUGAAAAACUUAAAGAACAAGAGCAAGAUUUUAGUUUUCCAUGCUUUGAUAGUCUAAAAGAGACAUUUGUAACUGCCGAAGACAUAUUUGACAACGGUCUAAUCAAACCAAUCUUUCCCGUUCUCCACCAAUCUCAUAUGAUCACGGCGAAAAAUGGUAAUGUGAUAUCAUCACCUCUCCGGCGAUUCGCCACGAGAAACAGUAAUGUGAUAUCAUCACCUCUGGGGCUAUCGCCGGAGAGGUUCUUUGUUGAGCAGCAUUGCAAUGUUCUUCCUUUAGCUUCUAAAUCACAAGGAGUACCUAAACCAAUAAUCUGCGAGUUGUCGAAGAAAAUGACGAAUUUGGAGGUGGAAGUAGUCGAGGAUUCGAAAAAGAGGCGCAAUAAGAAGAGCUCGAUUUCAUUCUUAAAUUUGUGGCGGCUACGCCGGCACCUGAAGCGUCAAAACUACAAUGAUGGGAAGGACGGUCUAACUUUUCCAGCAUCAACGAAUAAGAAAACAAAGGCAAAGGGAAGGAAGGAAAAGAAAAGAGUAUCAGCUCAUGAACAAUUUUACGUGAUGAACAGACUUAAGAAGGAGAGCAAUAAACGAAGGUCUUUUCUUCCUUAUAAACUGCAAUUAUGUGGAUUAUUUGCCAGCUUGAGAAUAUUUAGUGGGAACCUUCUUUCAUAUACCCAAUCUUAG